This is a messenger RNA of Brassica rapa (field mustard), 3691 nucleotides long. RefSeq names its product cytosolic sulfotransferase 18. NCBI's taxonomy places the organism in Eukaryota, Viridiplantae, Streptophyta, Magnoliopsida, Brassicales, Brassicaceae. The record is from RefSeq and is a predicted model, not a curated record. Gene Ontology annotation, molecular function: sulfotransferase activity.
AACUAACUAAAUAAUAAAUAUAUAUUAAAUAAUUAAAAAAUUGAAAAAAAUAACUAUAAAUACUAAUAUACAACCCAAGUGUUUGUAUACCGAAUAUUUGUCUCGCACAAGAUGCGAAUUUUAAUAUAGUAACUAAUCCAAGCUUAAUUUUUUAGGAUAAUAAAAAUAUAAAAAAUAUGUAGUAUUGACAAAUUUAAGAUUUAUAUAUUAUCGUUAUUUUUAUAUGUAUUUAUAAUUUUGGAUUGUCUAUAUAAUCAUCUAUACAUUUGGGCCAUGAACAAUUGUAAUUGGAAUUGUUGAUCAAAACUUAAAAUUUAUUAUGGGCCCCAUUCUUAACCCUUUUCAUUGUUUUAAUGUUCGAGUGGAAAAUGAGCCGUCAACACUUCUUGGUCUUGUUAAGUUGUAAACACUCGUUGAUCUUGUUAAGUUGUAUAACUAGCUUAAACACAAACACUGAAACACCUGUGUCAAGCUCAAAGUCUUCAUUGAUAUUCUUGUAAAAUUUUCACACUUGGAAAACCCUGAAAAAACACCUCAGCAAUCCAUCAACAUGCUUGAUAAACCUCAAACUUGUUAACCCAACAGAAGCUCCAUAAGCGACACCGCUUAUUAGCUGUCCUUUCACACAGUUUCAACAUUAAUUCUGUCAAAACCAUAAGUCUGUUGCAGUGACUGAAACAACCACUUAUCCCUCUGCAAAACCAUAUUCCCUUGCUAGUCAUUGAGUUGCAAAUCAUGUCAUGAAACACCACUCAAACCUGUAGCUUGAAACAACUGCAGAAAACAGAACACUAUAAUGUGUUAUUGUGACAAAUUACUGAGACGAAAGUUAUACGUAACAAAAAUAUGACGUUUUAAAUACGGUAAUGUGACUAAAUUUUCGUAAAAGCUAAUUCUGGUACAUUUGCACAAUGAACUGCUUUAAUCACAACACUAUACUGAGUUUAAACAAGUUGAAAAAGGUCAGAGAAAACACAAGACCCAAUUAACAUAAACGCAAUCCUCUACAGUAGUGAAAAAGUAACAAUAUCUUUCAAUAAACUCAACAGAUAAUGGAUUCCAUACAUCCAAGUGAACUAAACUAAAAGGAAAUACAAACAAUUGAUUAUCCGACACAAAAGGAAACCGCUUCCCUUUAGCUAAAUGACAUAUGAAACAAUGACAUUCUAACAGACUCGGACGAGGUGAUAGCCAUAUAACAAAAACAUUAGUUAUAAAAAUAUAUAGUAAUUAUUUUUAUUUUCACAGGAUUAAUAGAGCUUUUGUCAUUAACUCAUAUAUCUAGUUCUUACUACUUCUGUUUCAUAAUAAUUGUUACUUUAGGUUUUUUUUAUUUUGUUUCUAAAUAAGUAUCAUUUUACAAUUUCAAUGUAAUUUAUACAUUAAAUCUAUUUUUUACUCUUUUGAAUAACAAUAAACUUUUAUUUAAAUUAUUCGCAUUUAAUUAAUCAUACAUUAAAUAUGAAUAUAUUAUAUAAUUUUAUUAAUUUCUGUGAAAUGUCAAAGUGACACUUAUAAUAAAACGGAUGGAAUACUUGUUAAAUAAGAUAAUCAAACCACUCAUCCAAAACUAUAAUGUCAAUCUUUAAGCAAAAAAAAGAAAACUACAACUGUCAAAUGUCAAUCUUUAAUAAUUAACAAUUGUCUACAUUUUUGUUACUUAAGAAACCCUGUUUUCAUGAUUUCAUCCUAAGUGAAUGUUUUUCUUUAUCCUAAUUACCACAACGCUUUCAUCAUAUGAAGUUAUGAACUCGUAUUUUUAUAACUAUAUAUACCCUUGAUCUUUACCUAAGAUUAGUAAAAGAUGUCCUUGAUAUUUUCUUUUGCUAUAAAAGGUCAUUGAUCUUUUCUUACAAAAAUAGAUGUGGCAGGCAAAAGUAUUAAUUUACAUACAUGCCAUAGACCAUGCCAUGUCUUGAAAUUAGGUUAUGACAUGAACAUCGACAAUAAGUGACCGAGAAUGCGGCUGUGAUUCACUACGAUGCGAACAUGAAACCGUGGCCAAAAAGUAAGUAAAAAAAACUUUACUCUCUGAUAGAUACUUGAACUGGAGCCGCUGUUAUCUGCAAGAUUGAAUCACAGCUGAAAGUAGUUAGAGACUCUUUUCUUAAUCAAGUAAUUAGACGAAGAUUUAUGCUAGUGAAGACUGUAGAAUGUAAUUAUACAUAGAAAACAAAAGAAAUAAAAGAGUUUAGCUACUUAUUAAAGGCGUUGUGCCACUAAACCAACAACCUACGAAUCAGAGACUAACACGUGGGUAGAAACAGCUUCAUUAGUGGGCAACCACGUGACAGCUACGGAUUCUAAACUGGCCUUUUUUUUCUUUUUGUAUUACUGAUAGCCUAUGAGAAACUACCUAUCAACAUGUACUUAUUUAACCCAACUCCUAGCUCUGUCCGAACACAAACUAUAUCACUCAUCCCUCACAAAACACAACACAAGUCCUCAAAAUCGUACAGCUCCUUUGCCUUUCUUUUUUUUCUGUCUCCAAUGGAAUCAGAACCCCUAACCGACACGACAGGAGGACCAAACCAGGACGAGACCAAGACCGAGUCAUCAGAAUUCGAGAAGAAUCAAGAACGGUACAAAGCUCUAAUCUCCACGUUUACUCACGAGAAAGGCUGGAGGCAGAAAGAAGCCUAUAUCGAGUACGGUGGUAGCUGGUGGACACAAUUCGUUCUCGAAGGCUGCCUUCACGCGCAAGAAUUCUUUAAAGCACGACCCAACCACUUCUUCGUCUGUAGCUACCCAAAGACAGGUACCACUUGGCUCAAAGCCUUAACUUUUGCAAUCGUAAACCGAUCUCGCUUCGACCAUUCCUCGAGCCCUCUCCUCAGACGUACCCCUCACGAGCUUGUUCCUUACAUUGAGUUCGACGUCUCUUCCUUCCCUCAAGUCGAUGUUCUCAACGACAAAGGUAACAACAAUCUGUUCUCAACUCACAUCCCUCACGAGCUGUUACCGGUCUCGGUUGUGACGUCACGUUGUAAGCUGGUUUACAUCUGGAGAGAUCCAAAGGACACUUUCAUCUCCCUAUGGACAUUCCUCAACAAAGCAAGGGCAGAACUCGGUCCUGUAAACAAUCUCGAGGAGUCUUUUGAUAUGUUCUGUCGAGGUCUUUCUUGGUACGGUCCUUAUCUUCAUCAUGUCUUGGGGUAUUGGAAAGCUUACCAAGAGAAUCCGGACAAGAUCUUGUUCCUCAAGUACGAGUUUAUGAGCGCUGAUUCUUUGCCUUAUGUGAAGAAGCUAGCUGAGUUUAUGGGGUUUGGAUUCACGGAAGAGGAAGAGGAGAAAGGUGUUGCUGAGAAAGUUGUGAAGCUUUGCAGCUUCGAGAUGUUGAAGAAUCUUGAAGUUAACAAAGGGGAGAAAGAGAGGGAAAAUCGUGCUGCUCUUUAUUCGAAUAGCGCUUUUUUCAGGAAAGGUAAGGUUGGAGAUUGGUCGAACUAUCUGACUCCAGAGAUGGCUGCUCGUAUUGAUGGUAUAAUGGAUCAGAAAUUCAAGGAUACAGGUUUGCUUGAACAUGGUCAAUGACAGGUUCUUGAUCUUUAUGCUCCAUUUGUCAGUUCGAUUCUAUAAUGUAAUAAAUAUUGAUUCUGUUUUAUUCAAAUGGUGUUGUUUCUAUAAAAGGAAUUGUCUUUGUAACCAAAGAUCUUUCUCUUGUUAUAAAUAAGAUGAUACAGAGUACAUUCAA